Musa acuminata subsp. malaccensis (wild Malaysian banana) is the source of this 2613-nucleotide messenger RNA. Its product is annotated as probable E3 ubiquitin-protein ligase HIP1. Gene Ontology annotation, molecular function: ubiquitin protein ligase activity. Lineage: Eukaryota; Viridiplantae; Streptophyta; Magnoliopsida; Zingiberales; Musaceae. The record is from RefSeq and is a predicted model, not a curated record.
CCCCACAAAGUAUUCCCCCAUCUCUCUCUCUCCAUUGAUCGUCCAUCUCCCCUGACCCUAUCCAACGAAGCAGACUCCUGCUUCCGAUCUUCCCUUGAUCGACGGGUUGAUGGAACGAGAGAGGGGAGUGAAGGCGGUUUCUUGACUUCUAGAAAGGGGACGAUCCCUGUUCUUUCGAUCAUCUUGGAUUGAAGGAUCUCAAUUAGGACAUAUUUGGCUGCCAUUUAGAAGAAAGUACGCUUGCUUUGAUGCAAGGCCAAAGGAGUUUUGUUGAACCCUUCCAUGAUUCCUUUGAAUUUGACCACGGAUCCAAUACAACCAGCUCUGGCGUGAAUCAACAAUUCAUGUGGAAUAACAUGCUUUUUAAUCCAGUAGAGAUCCAGAGCAUGACAGAUCGUAUAGUAUCCUCUGCUAAUUCAAAUAGGCCAUGCUUAAAUAUGGCUAAUCAAGAUGGUGCUCGAUUGAGCAUUUGGAACACAGGUGGAUCUAGUUCGAGUGAACAUGCUCAAAACCAGGGGGGCCAUGAGGAGAAUAAAUUGGAUACUGGGUGGACACCAUCUGCAACAAUUACUUCCCAAGGUGGGCCUAGAAUAGAAGAAAAUCGUUUUGAAGCUUCCCAUGUGCUUUCUUUGGAGAACGUUAACAUUAGUCAUGGUACAACACAGAUUGAUGGUAUCCAAUCCCUUCCCCGAAAUAAUUCCCACUCCAACAACAUACAUCAGAACUCAGAACAUGCUGCUCUUCAAGAUGGUAUAGGCAAUGAAAUCUCAGAGCCAAGGCAAUCUCAUCAUCCUUAUAUGUUGCGCUUUUUAGAUCCUGAAACUGUUCCAUCUUCAAUUGGUUCAUCCAAUCCUAGUGGCAGUGUUUCUGAGAGUGUUGGAUUUUUGAGAGAAGAUGAUGAAAGACCAGAAAAUUCAUUGGAUGGACGACGCUCAUCCUGCAAGAGAAAGAAUAGCGAUGGGUUCCCUGGACAGUCUUCAGCAAGCGGAAAUGCAAGCUCUUCCCACCAAAGCGAAACCAGCUUGCUUCAUUCUCGUAGUUAUAAUCCUAUGACUGGUUUGAAUAUUUCUAGCACAUCAAGUUAUCCAUCUGCUGCACAUUUCACUGAAGAGUACCCAGCAGGUUUUGCUAAUGUUAUAAGAGGCACGGCCUCUAACUGCUAUCCCUCUGCAAAUGCAGCAGGGAAUGCUGAAAGUUCACGAAGAAAUCACCGAAUAAGAACUAACCCUGCACAGGCACAAGACAUCUCUCUGCGGAAUUCAGUUGAUACAGUUGGGCAAUUGGAAGCAUGGUUGCAAAAUCGGCCACCUUCUCAUUCCAUUUCACUGAAUCACUCCCUGGGGCCUACACCACUCCUUACAACUGCAAGUUCACAAAACCAACCUGGUCCACCAAUUGUUCCCGGAGUACCCCCAAUUGCAUACAGUUUUCCAUGGAAUGGAACUUCCAAUUCAAGAAUUGGCAUUUCAUCAGUCUCUUUUAGUACAGAGGACAGAAUGAUUGCUGCUAGAGAGGGAAAUAACUUGAGGAAUAUGCCAGGAACCAGCAUUUUGGAUGUUGUUCCUGUAACAGAUAUAAGGGACAUGAUACAAGAUCAAGCAAACUGGAGUAUGGGUAGCAGAAAUAUAAGCAUGGUUCCUAGUUCACAAGCUGUUACAAACUCAGGGCUCCAUCCUACAUUAGGAUCCACUUGGGUUUCUCAUCAAAAUCCUCCCGCCCAAUAUCCACAACCCUUACCAGAGAAUAUUCAUGCAUCAUUGCUAUCAUCUGGCAGCUUUGAGUCUGGAGGUCAGCGUGCUAACUUUCCUAUGCAACAUUCUGGUCACUCUUUUAGUUCACAGGAGGUAGCUCAGCAGAUUAGAGCUAGUUUGCAUGGCCCGCAGACACCACCACACAUCAGGUCAACUCAUCUGAUAAGAAGGCGGUAUGAUGGUCUUUUGGGUGCAUCCUUAACCAUGAGGAGUUUAACAGCUGCAGGGGAAGAGAGAAGUAGGAUGUUAUCUGAGAUUCGUCAUGCAUUGGAAUCCCUGCGCCGUGGCGAUGGUCUUCGGUUUGAGACUCUCAUUUUGGCGGGCAGCGAUAUGCAUGACAGGCACAGGGACAUGCGUCUUGAUGUUGAUAACAUGUCAUAUGAGGAACUCCUGGCAUUGGAAGAACGGAUAGGAGAUGUUUGCACCGGAUUGAGUGAAGAAACAAUUUUGAAGCACCUUAAACAGCAGAAGCAUUCAUUGGGUACACUUGGAGUAUCUAUGGAACAUGAACCAUGCUGUAUCUGUCAGGAGGAAUAUGUGGAAGGUGAGGACCUCGGCACCUUGGCUUGUGGGCAUGAUUUCCACACUGUUUGUAUCAAGCAAUGGCUAAUGCACAAGAAUCUGUGUCCCAUAUGCAAGAAUACAGCCCUAGUUACAUGAAGAGGGGUGUGGCACAUUUCACACACAGCAAAUUUGACCAUGCAGAUGGUGUAGGAUAAUUGUAUGUAUUGAAAUCCAUGGUUUAUGUCUUAAUUUUUCGAGCUGUCGACUAUCAAAUUUUGCUGUUGGCUCAAAUGGGAGUCUGUUGACUGAACUGCCCUCCUUUUGGUUGAAUAAACAACAGUCAACUGUUAAAAAGCUA